Molecule: messenger RNA, 5283 nt
Organism: Electrophorus electricus (electric eel)
Lineage: Eukaryota; Metazoa; Chordata; Actinopteri; Gymnotiformes; Gymnotidae
Gene: fgfr4
Product: fibroblast growth factor receptor 4
Biological process (GO): cell surface receptor protein tyrosine kinase signaling pathway; regulation of bile acid biosynthetic process; multicellular organism development
Cellular component (GO): signaling receptor complex; plasma membrane
Molecular function (GO): fibroblast growth factor receptor activity; fibroblast growth factor binding; ATP binding
Source: RefSeq, a predicted model, not a curated record
UCAGAGUAGUAUCCACGGCUGCUAUAGACACGCUGCUCCUUCAGUGUAACCAGAGACUUAAGAGAUUUUUGGGUCGCUCGCUUGAAACUCAUCUGGGUUUGCGUGGAGCGAAUCAUUCAUGAGCGCAAUGCUGGCGUGAGUGGAACACGGCGCGUGAAGCUUUCACAGCUGUUUCGUUGUCAGCGCACAGAAACUGAAUUAUUGAGUCACAGCGAACGAAAAGGAGAUGAACGUUACAAUGACUCCACUGCUCUUGCUGGACACUGUCUCCUUUUAAAACUGAAGACUGGAUUUUUUCUCCAAGGGAAGUAAAGUGAAUUGUUAAAACUUGUCCCCGUGGUGCCUUUUCUGUGGAUUUAGUGGUUUUGGCUUCGCAAGGGACCGCAUCACAACUCGAACACUCUGCGAAGCACUGAGAAUCUAAUCAGGACAGCUGGACUUUGUGCAUUGUAUCGAGCAAGGAGAGCCUCUUACUCAGAGGUCAUCGUACAGCCAAACAUGUUUUAUUUUUGAUGGAUUUCUAAGGCUAUCGCCUAAAUCAUUACUUAGUAGCCAUAGAAAGGUGGCUAAGGAGCGCUUUUGGGAUAUUUAGAUAUACGCACGACUAAUGCGAACUUCUAAGACCAACUCAUUCGAAGGAAACUAAAUACCACUGGUUCCUUAUCGCCCAAUUCGGGGAUUGGACAAAGUGCACGGGAAAAGGUUUGCAACAACAGAGGAACACACAGAGGUUGCCAAUGCCUAGAGUCAGCAUUUGAAGCUAUCACUCUCUCCCUCACACAAGACAUAUUACCUCAGCAAAAUGUCAAGCAUCUAUAAGGUCUUCAUUAUCCUGUGCCUGGCAGAAUUAGCAAUAUCAAGAGGCUCUAAAGAUCCCAGAGUGUCCCGGCCUGCUUUCCAGCCAGGCUUCCCCAUGAACACCACCGUACCGGUCGGGGGGCAGGUGAAGCUGGUGUGCAAAGUCCACAGGCCAGCCAAGACAUGUCUCCAGUGGCUGAAGAAGGAGAGUGAUCGGCUGGGUCCCAAUGGCUCUCCGCAUCUUAAGGCCCUCACGCCUCUACAAAAGAACAUCAGCAAAGUCAACACUCUUGCCCUAGUGAAUGUCUCCUUGGAGGAUGCAGGAGAGUAUAUAUGUAUGGCAGAGAACGCUGCUGGACAGACGUCUCGCUCAGCCUGGGUGGAGGUCUUAUCAGAAACCCUUCCCGUUAAUCCAAUGGCUCCACUUACUGCGCCAGAAACAGCAUCAGACAUAUCUGAAGAGCUAAGUGAAGAGAAAUCAGAACACCUUCACCUAGAGCCAGGCGAAGUGCUGAAGCUGCGCUGUGACACAAAUUGCCCUGGAGCUGUCCACUGGUACAAAGGCGGCAUGCGGGUGCAGCAUACCUCUCGUAUCCAGAUUAGAGCAAGAGUCAUGGAGAUCGCAGAUGUUACGUAUGAUGACUCUGGGGUAUAUGUGUGCAUGCUCCAUGCUACCCAGGAGGCUCUGCACAACUUCACCAUCACAGUGACAGAUGCCCCGGGAUCUGGAGAUGAUGAUGAGGACAAUGGUUUAGAAGACUCUGUUACUGAGAUAGAAAAUGACCAGGUCUAUUUAGGGCCCUACUGGACUCACACUCAACGGAUGGACAAAAAGCUCUAUGCAGUCCCUGCUGGAAACACAGUUAAAUUUCGCUGUCCUGCUACAGGAAGCCCUAUUCCCACAAUCAGCUGGCUAAAGAAUGGUAGAGAAUUCCGAGGGGAGCACAGGAUUGGGGGGAUCAAGCUCCGACAACAGCACUGGAGCCUGGUCAUGGAGAGCGUGGUACCAUCAGACCGUGGGAACUACACUUGCGUGGUGGAGAACAAAUAUGGCUCCAUCUCUCACAGCUACCUCCUGGACGUGCUGGAGCGCUCCCCACAUAGGCCUAUUCUGCAGGCUGGGUUACCAACCAAUGCUACAGCAGUAGUGGGAGGCGAUGCCCAGUUCCAUUGUAAGGUCUACAGUGAUGCCCAGCCUCAUAUUCAGUGGCUGAAGCACAUUGAGAUGAAUGGCAGUCGUUAUGGUCCUGAUGGCUUUCCCUACGUCAAGGUCAUCAAGACAGGCAGCCUGAAUAUGUCUGAGGUGGAGGUCCUGUAUCUGACAAAUAUCACAAUGGAGGAUGCUGGGGAGUACACCUGUUUGGCUGGAAACUCUAUUGGCAUCUCUUACCAGUCUGCAUGGCUUACUGUCUUAACAGAAGAAGAAGUGGCCAAAGAGAUGGAUCUUAUGGAGACCAAGUACACCGACAUCAUCAUCUAUGCCUCAGGAUUCAUCGCAUUGGUGAUGGCCAUUGUGAUUGUGGUCUUGUGCCGAAUGCAGGUUCACCCCAGCCGAGAACCCUUUGAUGCCCUCCCAGUGCAGAAACUUUCUAAGUUUCCUCUGCGCAGACAGUAUUCUGUGGAGUCCAACUCCUCUGGGAAGUCCAGCGCUUCUCUAAUGAGGGUGGCCCGUCUGUCCUCCAGCUGUUCGCCAAUGCUUGCUGGAGUCAUGGAGUUCGAACUGCCCUAUGAUCCUGACUGGGAGUUCCCAAGAGAGAAUCUGACUUUGGGGAAACCUCUCGGAGAAGGCUGUUUCGGUCAGGUUGUAAGAGCAGAGGCUUAUGGGAUAAACAAAGACAAUUCAGAUCAAUUAACCACCGUGGCAGUCAAAAUGCUGAAAGAUGAUGCAACUGACAAAGACUUGGCUGACCUUAUCUCUGAGAUGGAGCUUAUGAAAGGCAUGGACAAACACAAGAACAUUAUAAAUCUUCUUGGUGUUUGCACUCAAGAUGGUCCACUCUAUGUCCUGGUUGAGUAUGCAUCCAAAGGCAGCCUGCGGGAGUACCUGCGAGCACGUCGUCCUCCCGGCAUGGACUACACCUUCGACGUGACCAAGGUUCCAGAAGAACAGCUCACAUUUAAGGACCUGCUCUCCUGCGCCUACCAAGUGGCACGUGGCAUGGAGUACCUGGCCUCUAAAAGGUGCAUUCACAGAGAUUUAGCAGCAAGGAAUGUUCUUGUGACAGAGGACAAUGUCAUGAAAAUAGCAGAUUUUGGCCUAGCCAGAGGAGUGCAUCAGAUCGACUACUACAAGAAAACCACCAAUGGACGUCUACCAGUGAAAUGGAUGGCACCAGAGGCCUUGUUUGACAGAGUCUAUACACACCAGAGUGAUGUUUGGUCCUUUGGUGUCUUGAUGUGGGAGAUUUUCACAUUGGGAGGUUCACCAUACCCUGGAAUCCCAGUAGAGGAGCUCUUUAAGCUGCUGAAGGAAGGCCAUCGUAUGGACAAACCCUCAAACUGCACACAUGAACUCUACAUGAAGAUGAGAGAAUGCUGGCAUGCAGUUCCGACACAAAGGCCAACCUUCAAACAGCUGGUGGAGGAGUUGGACAGAGUGCUGCUUUCCAUUUCAGAUGAGUACCUGGACCUGUCUACCCCCUUUGAACAGUACUCCCCAUCUUGUGAGGACACUUCCAGCUCUUGCUCCUCAGACAAUGAUUCAGUGUUUACCCAUGAUGCUUUGUCAACCGAUCCAUGUUUGCUUGGUUAUGACGUGCGUUCCCGGAUAGACAUGAAGACAACACUACGGUAGAGUCUUAGCCAGCGUUGGACUUCAGCUUGUGGAUAUCAUUGGGAAGUGGUACAGGGACUUGUCCUUCGAUUCUCUGCCCAAGAACAUUGUAACAAUGCUUGGCACUACAAAACCUGGUGAAGACAAAGGCAGCCUCAAAUAAUCAGGUUCCUAAUACAGUAACUGGACUGCUUGGUCAUAAAGCUAUUUAGUCUCAGUUUCCAUUGAGGAGGAUGGAUGCUGCUUAUUAUGUAUAAAGUCCUGAGUAUCUGAGCGGCAUAGAAACUGGAAUGUUCUGAAACCAGAUUUUUUUAAAAGAGAGAACAUUUAUUUUGAUAUAAAAGCUAAUAUCAUUGGUAAAUAUAAAAUUUUCUCUAUAUAAAAUUAUUGUACUUUUUCUAUUUAAAGAGUUGUCUUAAAUCUCAGGAUCUCGCAAGGUAAAGUUGCUGUAGUUGCAGCAAGGUGCCUGAAUUUUGAUUUCCUGUGAAUAUCUAAAAAUAUUUUAUGUACAUAUCAUUAAAUAAGACAAUUACAUUUUAUAAAUUAUUCUAAAACAUAUGAAGUGAAGGUGCUGGGUGCAGAACUUAUGUAAAUCUGCAUUGGACUCCAAAAAGAAUCUAUUCCUGAUUUUUUUUUCUUCCUGUGCAGCACAAUUGCAAUAGCUUUUGUACACUGCUCAGGCCAUUGUAUGCAUUCACGGACUGGUCAGGAUCCAAUUCACUAUGGUUUAGUUUAUAUGUAGAUGGUUUGCAAGCACGGUGUGGUGAGACUGCUCCCACCACAAAGCUGAGUACUAUUCACACUAAGAGGCUGUAGGGACCAGGAACGCUGCCACUGUCAGUACUGUACAGAGAGAAAAGGUUUGGGUUGAAUGUGAAAACUACCCUUGAGAUUGAUUGAUUUAAAAUGGGUGAAUCCUCUUUUGUUUCACCGUAACCUUUUACCUAGCACAGUUUGUUUGCGGGGUCCAAGCACAGGCCAUGGGUGGACAAUGGACCCAUGCAGCUGUAAUGGGUGUGACUUGUGGGGCAGGGUGAUUUGGGGGCUGUCUCAGCCUGUGUGCAAAUGAGGGAGUCCCUUAUUAUGGUAAUGAUUCCAGCUGCCCAUCUUUCUCCUGCACCGUCUUUUUAAUAUACAAAUGCUAAUGCUGGCCUUUCUCAGUAAACUCUGCUAUGUUCUUCAGGCUUCAUCCAUAAGCUGAUAAGGGUGCUUUUUUAUAUAUAUAUUGGGUCACCCUACUGCUUCUUUGCAUUCGCUGCCAGGGAUGCUCCUGCAAUCCCCCGCCCCUGGCCUGGCGACACUUUGGCCCAGCAUAUGCGUGAUAACUGACCAGAGGGUCCCUGUUUUGUCACGAGGGUGAAAUUUACCCGGUGUGUCACCAUUUCAGAAGUGGAACAUUUCAAUACCUACCGCUAGAACUCAAACUUAUACUUAUCUAAUAAGACAACUACAGCAAGGUUUGGCCUGACCACACACCAAACUCUUCCGCUCAGUGUGUUUCUUCAUACAGCCCUACAAAGUCCAAAGUUAUUUUCCUAAGAUGAAGAAAGCAGAAAAAAACUUGUGCUGCAUGACAUUCCAUUUAUGUAUUCCUCAUUGAAUCUGUAACAAUCAAUGUUCUUAUGCAUUUUCCCUUGAGAGAAUUAUUUUAGAAAUAUCUAAUUUAUUUGUUUAUUGUGUUGUUUUUAUUAAAUAAAAUAUAAUUUAAACUA